AUGGUACAGCAAUUGACAUUUCAAGAUAUAAACAUUCCAGUCCCGGGAUUUGGGUGUAUGGGCUUUUCACAAAGUUAUGGACCCGCAAACGAUGACGAGUCAAAGAGAACUUUACAAACCGCUCUAGAUCUUGGAUGUACUUUUUGGGAUUCAGCCGUGGUCUACGGUAGAGGUCACAACGAGAAACUCUUGGGAGAAUUCUUUGAGGAGACCAAUUCGAGAGACAAGGUAUUUGUAGCUUCCAAAUGUGGUUUCGCUUGCUUUGAAGCGGAAUCAGGUCUGGGUAAUGUCAUCAACAAAGCUUCUCACAUAAAUGAAUAUAUUGAAGGAACGAAAGAGAGACUUGGAUCAUAUCCUGAUCUUUACUAUCUUCAUCGAAUAGACCCUAACACCGCUCUAGAAGAAUCUAUCACAGCCCUUGAUGGUCUCAGGAAAGCUGGAAAAUGUAAAUACAUCGGUCUCAGUGAAUGUGGUGUGGCAACGCUACGAAAGGCCUGUUCCAUCGCCAAAAUCGAUGCUUUACAAAUCGAGUAUUCCCCUUGGUUCACGGAUCAUGAAGAUAACGGUUUGAUCGAUGCUGCCAAGGAACUUGGAGUCAAUAUCAUAGCAUAUUCACCUUUGGGUAAAGGUAUCCUCUCUGGAAAAUAUCGAAAUCCAAAAGAUUUCCCAGAAGGAGAUAUCAGAAGAACGAUUCCUCGAUUCAGCGAAGAGAAUAUGCCUAAAAACUUGAAGAUCGUAGAUGAAUUUGAAAAAUUAGCAAAAGCCAAAGGAUGUACUCCUUCUCAAAUCGCCUUAGCUUGGGUAAUUAGUCAAGGUGCAAUCCCGAUUCCAGGUACGAAAACAAGUGAUAGACUCAAAGAGAAUUUCUUGGCUUGUGAUAUCGAUCUUGACGAAUCGGAAUUAGCAGAGAUCAGAGAUUUGAUACAGAGGGCUAAACCUACCGGAGCAAGAUAUGGUGAAGCAGCUUUAAAACAAGUAGGUCAUUAA
Messenger RNA from Kwoniella shivajii, 987 nucleotides. RefSeq lists its product as uncharacterized. Lineage: Eukaryota; Fungi; Basidiomycota; Tremellomycetes; Tremellales; Cryptococcaceae. The transcript is spliced from 5 exons. The record is from RefSeq and is a predicted model, not a curated record. The coding region runs from base 1 to 987 and encodes 328 amino acids. Gene Ontology annotation, cellular component: cytoplasm.